CACCACAUCUUCACUCCGUCCUUCUUCUCUACACUCUCCAUUUCAUCAUCAUGGCAGCCGCAAGACACUUUAUCUUUUCAGUGCUGGUGAUGAGCAUAACUCUUGCAGAAGCGUAUGUUGAAGAGUUGGAUGACAGAUUUAACGAGAUGCGUAAGAAUGAGCCCUGGCUGGUGGAAUUUUACGCUCCGUGGUGCGAAUACUGUAAAACAUUGGAUCUGAUAUGGUACGAAGUCGCAGCCGAGCUGAAGAGUCAAGGCUCUUACGUCAAUGUGGGAAAAAUGGACAGCACUGUCUACACCGAUGCAGUCACAGAGUUUAACAUUCAUGGAUAUCCUUCUGUCAUCUUCAUAAAAGGCGAUAAGUAUUUUCACUACAACGGCCAGAAGACAAAAGACGCCAUCCUUGAAUUCACCAACAGAGUAUCUGGUCCGUUUGUGCGAGCUUUGAGCAGCGCCCAGCUCUUCCAGCACGUCCUGAGCCGCCAUCAGCUUUUCUUCCUUUACGUCGGUGGGAGGUCACCGCUUAAGGGCAAGUUUUAUAAAGUGGCAUCUGAAUUUAUCAUCUACAACUAUUUUUUCUCUGCCACCGUGGACGUUUUACCUCAGACGAUUGUGCUGCAAGACAUUCCCUCUGUCGCGGUGUUUAAAGAUGGAUCGUACCACAUCUACGAUGAGUUGCGUGAUGGCAAUCUUUCCUCCUGGGUGGACCGAGAGCGUUUUCCUCGUUACUUCCUGAUUGACAGCUUCUCUUUGUACCAGAUGGGCGAGCGAACUAAACUCGUAGCUGUUGCUGUGGUGGAUGAGAAAAAGCCGUCUGCAGAGAGUAUUCGGUAUAAGAACCUUGUGGAAAAGGUGGCCAGGGAAUACAGAGACCAGUACAGCAUGAGCUUUCAAUUUGGUUACGUGGAAGGAAACGACUACAUCAACGGUGUCAUAAUGGACGAGUUGCCAAUGCCUUUUCUCAUUGUCAUGAACAUGUCCAUCGAUGGAUAUUAUCUUCCUGGAUCUACGAUCGAGACCAUUGAAGAUCUUUUCCAGUUCCUCAAUAGCAUCCUGACUGGAAGAUCUGAGUUACUCGGAGGGAAUGGAUUCCUGCGGCAGAUAAAAAGACUUUAUUAUCGUGCGACGUCUGCUGUAAAGAUGAGUUUCGCCUCAGCUCCCUUUGGUACGUGUUUUCUUAUUUCCUUGCCACUGUUUGUGAUUGGAUUCAUUGUCAUGGGAAUCUGUACUGCUGAGCGAGUGGAUGAUGAAACAGCAGAUGAUGGCGCUCGUCCUGCGGUCACUCACAGGAAGAGAGCAGCGCUGAAACACUCUGAAGACAAGAAAAAAGAUUAACAGCACCACAAACAUGGCUCCCAGCCCUGGUCCUCGACUACCAUUACUUUGAGAAUUUGUCUGAUUUAUCUGCUCUAACACAUACACAUACACACACACACACACACACACACACACACAUUAACUCAGCAAAGUGCUGUUCGACAAAUUACUCUCAUUAACUGUGUUGAAGUAGAC
Messenger RNA from Tachysurus vachellii, 1511 nucleotides. RefSeq names its product thioredoxin related transmembrane protein 3a (gene tmx3a). The transcript has 16 exons. The coding region runs from base 51 to 1334 and encodes 427 amino acids. NCBI's taxonomy places the organism in Eukaryota, Metazoa, Chordata, Actinopteri, Siluriformes, Bagridae. Gene Ontology annotation, cellular component: endoplasmic reticulum. The record is from RefSeq and is a predicted model, not a curated record. Gene Ontology annotation, biological process: peptidyl-cysteine oxidation. Gene Ontology annotation, molecular function: protein disulfide isomerase activity.